UUUUGUGCGUAUUUAUUGUUAUUGUAUUAAUAUUGUGGUGUAUUCCGUGGAUGAGCAGUCAUGUCCGGAGUUAUAAACAGGCCGAUGAGUCAAAUGAGGAAAAUGGAGGCGAAAGAGUCCCUCUUCCGGACUCGCAAGCGAAUCCUUCGGUACCUGGUCCACAGCUACCUGAAAGCCGAAGGUCUGUUCCACGCAGCUGAUACUAUGGCGGAGGAAGCGAGUCUUACUGCGGAGUACGAAGUUUGUGAUAAUAUAGACCUAGACAUCAUCAUGCAGGACUAUACAAGUUACUACCUAUCCCGCUUCAACAAGCAGCCACAAUUCUUACGCCAGGUGUCGUCUCCGGCCCCCCGCAGGCCUCCGACGAGACAGGCCAGGCCGAGGCCGGAGCCCGAGGCCCUUGAGCCUCUUGAGGCCUCGCUGCCUAAUGUCACGGUCACGCAGCUUGGUUUGGCUAAACAGGACUAUCAAAGCAUACCAGCCAUAGAAUUGAAAUCCUUAUCAACAUUCCUGGCCCGAGCGUCUCCAGAGAAGAAGCAACUGGUUGAAGACUUGUACCAGGAUAUCAUCAAGCCGGCGAAUGUCAGCUGGGAGGACAUCAAGGGGCUGGGAGAGGCAAAGAGCUUGUUGAUGGAGUCUGUUGUUUAUCCUGUCAGGCACCCAGAAGUGUUCACUGGUCUUCUGGAACCCUGGCGCGGCGUUCUUUUACACGGCCCCCCGGGCACGGGCAAGACUCUGUUGGCGCGCGCGGUGGCUAACGAGAGCCGGUGUACGUUCUUUAAUGUGCAGCCGAGCACGGUCGUCACCAAGUGGCGGGGGGACUCUGAACGAAUUAUUAAAGUACUCUUCGAAAUGGCGUCUUAUUACGCUCCCUCAAUAAUCUUCAUCGAUGAGGUGGAGACACUGGCCUCAGAGCGAUCCAUGCCUGGCGAACACGAGGCUUCACGACGACUGAAGGCACAACUCCUGACUGAGUUAGAUGGAGUAAGCGAGAGGGAAGGCAUCGUGUUCCUGCUUGCUAACUCUAACAUGCCAUGGGACAUCGACCCAGCCAUGCUGCGUCGCCUAGAAAAACGAAUAUAUAUCCCCCAGCCAGACCACAAGACUCGAGCUGAGCUGUUCUCACUGUUCCUCGGUCCUGAUGCGGCACCGUACCUCACAGAUCUGGCCACGAGAACCGAGGGGUAUUCGGGCAGCGAUGUGAAAUUGGUGUGCAAGGAGGCGCUCAUGGCAGGCGUUAGGACGAUGCUGCCCAAUAUGGGGAAAGGAGUCAAACACCAACGCAAAUACCGUCUAGAUCUCGCCGCCAUCUUGACGGCCAUAAACAAGACGAAGCCAGUCUCCAAGAACCUGAGCAAGAGGCACGAGGAUUGGCAGAACGAGACAGGUUGCUCGUGAUCGGAAUUAAGUGUUAUUGCGUCCUGAUAA
Molecule: messenger RNA, 1428 nt
Organism: Cydia strobilella
Lineage: Eukaryota; Metazoa; Arthropoda; Insecta; Lepidoptera; Tortricidae
Product: katanin p60 ATPase-containing subunit A-like 2
Exons: 9
Coding region: 61-1398 (445 amino acids)
Molecular function (GO): protein binding; ATP hydrolysis activity; ATP binding
Source: RefSeq, a predicted model, not a curated record